AGUCCGGGUGUAGAGCAGAUCGUGCCUCGGCCCUGGCCGGAGGGCGGCGGAGUCCGUUCCCGAGUAGCUGCCCCGCUCCCGCGGCGCGCCGGGGCUGCGGAGACUCGGAGCCGAGCGCCGGGGCUGCGGUCCCGGCGUGUGAGAAGGACCUUGCUCGCCCAGGCCUGGCGCCUUUGUUUCCGCGACAGGGCCGUGGCGCUCGAGUCCGGGUUUGCUCCCGCCUUGCGCCUCGAAGAAGCCGUCCCAGUAUCUGCCCGAGCCCUCUUUGCUCGGGUGCCUGGAAUAGUUUUCUUUUUCCUUCUCACGAAGGAGUGGCCGAACAGCUCCAUUCUGGGCAUGCGGUAGAACGUCCUGCAAGAGUUAGUGAAGUUGAGGUGCUUUUAGACAAAUCAGAAAUUGUCGUGGCUCUGCUCGGGGGACACAGAGCCAUAUGCUCAGUGUUGCCCAGGUGUCGUUGUGAGCAUGGGUGGUGCUGUGAGUGCUGGCGAGGACAAUGACGAGCUGAUAGACAACCUGAAGGAAGCCCAGUAUAUCCGCACCGAGCUGGUGGAGCAGGCUUUCCGAGCUAUCGAUCGUGCAGAUUAUUAUCUCGAAGAAUUUAAAGAAAAUGCUUAUAAAGACUUGGCGUGGAAGCAUGGAAACAUUCACCUUUCGGCCCCGUGCAUCUACUCGGAGGUGAUGGAAGCCCUGGAUCUGCAGCCUGGACUCUCGUUUCUGAACCUGGGCAGUGGCACUGGGUACCUGAGCUCUAUGGUGGGCCUCAUUCUAGGUCCUUUUGGUGUAAACCAUGGGGUGGAACUUCACUCAGAUGUGAUAGAAUAUGCAAAGCAGAAACUGGACUUUUUCAUCAGAACAAGCGAAAGCUUCGACAAGUUUGACUUCUGUGAGCCUUCCUUUGUUACUGGCAAUUGCUUGGAGAUUUCUCCUGAUUGUGCCCAGUAUGAUCGGGUGUACUGUGGGGCUGGCGUGCAGAAGGAGCAUGAAGAGUACAUGAAGAAUCUGCUCAAGGUGGGAGGGGUCCUCGUCAUGCCCCUGGAAGAGAAGUUGACUAAGAUAACGCGCACAGGCCCUUCAGCUUGGGAAACCAAAAAGAUUCUGGCUGUUUCUUUUGCUCCUCUGAUCCAGCCCUGCCAUUCAGAGUCAGGAAAAUCAAGACUUGUCCAAUUACCUCCAGUGGCAGUUCGCAGCCUCCAGGACCUGGCUCGCAUUGCCAUCCGGGCCACCAUUAAAAAGGUCAUUCAUCAGGAAACAGUGAGCAAAAAUGGAAAUGGACUAAAGAACACCCCCAGGUUUAAACGAAGGAGAGUUCGCCGCCGUCGAAUGGAAACGAUUGUCUUUUUGGACAAAGAGGUCUUUGCCAGUCGGAUUUCCAACCCCUCUGAUGACAACAGCUGUGAAGACUUGGAAGAGGAACGGCGGGAAGAAGAGAAGACCCCACCCGAAACGAAGCCAGACCCCCCUGUGAACUUUCUACGCCAGAAAGUCCUGAGCCUCCCUCUACCAGAUCCCCUGAAAUACUACUUGCUUUAUUACAGAGAAAAAUAAAUCUCCUGUUGGAGAGGGGAAACGAGGAAGAGCAGAUUGCCAAGUCUGCCGUGUGUGCCGCCUGUCUGCCACGGAGGAGACGCCUGGGAGCAGACGCUGUGGGGAAGGGGACUGUGUCCGUGUCCACACUGUAGUCUUCUUUUUCUAGUUCUUGAUUGUCCUCUAAACUUUUGAUUCAGUGGUGUGAUUUCUUUACAUAAUCCGACAGGAUCUACACUGCAUAGAAGAAUGUUCUCCCAAAGCGGAGAGGAUCUUCUUAGAGAAGGGUAGAAGGGUAUUUCUGUUUUAGUUCUGGUGAAACACUAACGUGGACAUGGUAGAGACUAUUUGAUGUCUGUCCCUUUCACAAGAUGCACAAGAUUUUAUGCAUUAAAAAUGAAACCUGAAGCUGAAACUAACCUGUGUUGCUCAUAAAGUGUGAAACAAAGCACCAGUUUGUAAAUGUAUAAAAAUUUUUCUGGGUAUGACACACCUAUGUCCAAGUUUGAAUUUUAUGAUAACAACCUCUUAAUUACUGGCACUGAGUUUCACUGAACUUCUUAGUUUUCUAGAGGGGAAAACAUUAUUGAGAAGCCUUCCCUGAUUUUAAGUAAAUUAAUUAAUUUUUAUUUGUCAAUUGUAAUUUUUAAAAGGAAAAACUGUGAUGAGGGAGGAAGAAUAAAAGAUCAAAUUGCAGGAUAUCUUUCUAGGAAUUCCAAAAGAAUUUCAAGGAGUCUUUUUCUGACCCCUUUGUUACCUUUAAAAGAACCACUGUCAGGUAAUCCCUAAAAAAAUAUCCUGAAAAAGGAAACAAGUUUUCCUGUGUGCGUAAGUAGUAAGGUAAAUUACUUUUGCCCUAACCAUAGGGCUGAUUAUUUACCCAGCUUUAAAAACUGUAACGGGUUUCUAGGUGUUGACACACUCAAUCCUUAGAACAGGUAGAAAAUAUUAAGAUGGCAGAAAAUAGAUUGGGGCCUAUAUUAUAGACAGCCUGUGCUUUUUAACUUCAGUUUGCUAUUUUUCUGUGAUCAUAUUAGAGUACUGAUUCAUAGAUUUUAUCUUUUAUAAUUCUGGAGAAAAAGAGAUUUGUUAGUUUUGUAAUUUUUCUUAAGAACAAAUAUUUGUAUUUUAGUUGCUCAGUUGUAUUAGAACAGUGUAACUCACAGCGACUUAUGAAAUCAGUCUUCUGUCUUAUCAAAUUGUGGGGCUAGAAGAAGAGCAGUCUUUCUAGUAGUCAGACAGCAGAAUGAUUAGAAGUUACAUUGUUUAUUCCAGAACAUUUUUUUUUUUUUACCCAAAGACAAGAGGAGUAGUAUAAAUUGUUAACAUUAAACCUAAAUUCAGAGUGUUGACAUAGGAUUAAGUAUCCAGAUUUUAUAAUUAAUUUUUAACCCUUAGACUCUUGGAAGUUGUUGGGUUUUGAUGUCUCUGUGGUUUCACCAGCUUAACUGAGUUGUGAUUAUUUUGAAUCUUUUCUACUUUUUUUAGUGACUUAAUCAUUUUUACAAUACAGUCUGCAUGCAUAGCUGUAUAUUGCCCUAGUUUGGUGAAUUUAAGUUACUUUAAAGGAAAUUCAUAGUUGUUACUUUUUAACUCAAAGUCAAGCUUCAUUCUUUCAGAGAGAAAUGCAUGAUUUAAGUUUACUUGCUAAUACUUCAUAGUUUGCAAAUCCUUAUUGACAUUAUUCUAAUUGUUAUGUAGAGACUUCUACAGCACAUGAAAAUUUUUGGACAUAAUAAAUGAAUGAUACCCAUGAAAUUUGUUGCAUUAGGUGGCUUGACUAAAUUUUUUCCAUAGUUGUAUGUGGGCUGUGUUUUUUAAAAAUCAAAUUUGCCCUUAUGCUAGAUUGUAGAAAUCAUUACAAUGCAUAAGACAUGUUUUUUCCCUUAGAUGUUAAACUUUUCCUAGCAUUUUGUAUUUAUAUGUUGUCAGUUUGUGAUUUUUAAGCCAAAAUUUGGUUUAAAAAAUAUGGUUGUAAUAUAUGUGAGAAAUAGGUUGAUAUUUAUCUUAUAAAAAGAAAGGAGGAUUGUAAAUAAGUUUUCUUGUGCACCUGACUGCAGAAUUCAGUAUAAUACACUGUUUUCUGUUUUCAAACAGACAAAUCAUAAUAUAGUCUGUAUAUGCAAGAUCUAUAUUGUAAACCACAUUCUUGACAACUGUAUACUUUUAUGUUUUGAGCAGUCUGUAUUUUAAUAUGUGACUUUCGUCUUGAAAAGUGAUAAAGCCCUAGACGUAUAUGCAAAACAAAUUUCAAAUUAAUAGAUGUUCAGUAUGUAAGAAUCAAAUACGUAUGUGAAAAUAGUUUUGUUAGUCUGGAACUUACUAGGGAAAAAUCCAAGAAAUUUGAAACAUGGAUUUUAGUGAGCUUAUAUACAUGGAUGAAUAGAAAUGAUAUCAAUAAAGGUAGUUAAGACAUUUUAUCCUCAGCAUUGCUUCUGUGUCCCAUGUGGGAUUUAAAUUCUUGAAUACGUUCUUUAUAAAAUCUUUAAAAAAUAGA
Messenger RNA from Lemur catta (Ring-tailed lemur), 4021 nucleotides. RefSeq names its product protein-L-isoaspartate (D-aspartate) O-methyltransferase domain containing 2 (gene PCMTD2). NCBI's taxonomy places the organism in Eukaryota, Metazoa, Chordata, Mammalia, Primates, Lemuridae. Gene Ontology annotation, molecular function: protein-L-isoaspartate (D-aspartate) O-methyltransferase activity. Gene Ontology annotation, cellular component: cytoplasm. The transcript is spliced from 6 exons. The record is from RefSeq and is a predicted model, not a curated record. Gene Ontology annotation, biological process: protein modification process. The coding region runs from base 463 to 1545 and encodes 360 amino acids.